UAAUCCUAACACACCGUUGCCAAGGUUUCGACGAUCCGGCCACGCUACCCUUCCGUCGCUCCUCCCCACCCACGACCCCUGCCGGAAGGGCAAAAGGGGCUCGAAAUCGGUCCCCUGAUCCAAGAGCCAAUCUUCUAGUUCUCCCAAAUCCUUUUCCGGAUCCGAACUGCAAGUCCUCCUUCGCGACCAUGGAUCCACGCGCCAGGUAUCCUUCGGGCGUGGGCAACGGCCGCGGUGGGACCCCUAACUACUACGGCCGCGGCCCAUCGCCGCAACAGCCGCAUCAGCACCACCAGCAGCAGCAGCAGCAGAAGCAGACAUCGGGGGCGCAUCACCACCAGCAGUACGCGCAGAGGCAGCAGCAACAGCACCGCCACAGCCACAACCACCAGCAGCAACAGCAGCAGCACCAGAGUCACCAGCAGCAGCAGCAACAGCAGCAGUGGCUGCGGCGGAAUCAGAUUGCCCGCGAGGCCGCGGGCGCAGCCGUGACCAGCGAGCCGAAGGCCCUGGCGCCAUCCACGGCCGCCGACGGCGUCAAUUCGAGUUCGCAAGAUUGGAAGGCCCAAUUGAAGCUUCCACCUCCUGAUACACGCUACAGGACAGAGGAUGUUACAGCCACCAAGGGCAAUGAGUUUGAAGACUAUUUUCUCAAGCGUGAACUCCUAAUGGGUAUUUACGAAAAGGGAUUUGAAAGACCCUCUCCUAUUCAAGAGGAAAGCAUUCCUAUUGCUUUAACUGGUAGUGACAUUCUUGCAAGAGCGAAGAAUGGAACUGGCAAGACUGCUGCAUUUUGUAUUCCUGCACUGGAAAAGAUUGAUCAAGAAAAAAAUGCUAUUCAAGUUGUUAUAUUGGUUCCCACAAGGGAAUUGGCUCUACAAACAUCACAAGUUUGUAAGGAGCUUGGUAAACAUUUGAAGAUCCAAGUUAUGGUCACCACUGGUGGAACCAGCUUGAAGGAUGAUAUUGUUCGUCUGUACCAACCCGUGCACUUAAUUGUUGGAACACCUGGCCGUAUUUUGGAUCUUACAAAGAAAGGUGUUUGCAUUUUGAAGGACUGUUCAAUGCUUAUUAUGGAUGAGGCAGACAAGCUUCUCUCUCCUGAGUUUCAACCUUCCAUAGAACAGUUGAUUCGCUACCUCCCUGCUAGUCGACAGAUUUUGAUGUUCUCAGCGACAUUCCCUGUGACUGUUAAGGAGUUCAAGGACAAAUAUCUUCCUAAACCUUAUGUGAUUAACCUUAUGGAUGAACUUACACUGAAGGGAAUUACGCAGUUCUAUGCUUUUGUUGAAGAACGACAGAAAGUUCACUGUCUCAACACCCUCUUUUCCAAGCUUCAAAUCAAUCAGUCAAUAAUAUUCUGUAACUCUGUAAAUCGUGUUGAACUAUUGGCGAAGAAGAUCACAGAGCUUGGUUAUUCUUGCUUCUAUAUUCAUGCAAAGAUGCUACAGGACCACCGCAAUAGAGUUUUCCAUGAUUUCCGUAAUGGAGCGUGCAGGAAUCUUGUUUGUACUGAUCUUUUUACAAGGGGAAUAGAUAUUCAAGCUGUGAAUGUUGUUAUCAAUUUUGAUUUCCCCAAGAACUCUGAAACAUAUCUCCACAGGGUUGGUAGAUCUGGGAGAUUUGGCCACCUUGGUCUGGCCGUUAAUUUGAUCACCUAUGAGGAUCGAUUUAACUUGUAUAGGAUUGAACAAGAGCUUGGGACUGAAAUAAAACCAAUUCCUCCUCAGAUAGACCAGGCUAUAUAUUGCCAAUGAUCAGGCAGUUUUCAUCUUUGUUCAUUUCUCCGUGAUUAAUAAGGAGACAACUUUUGUAAAUACCAGCUCAUCAGGUUUUAUGGUGUUGAUCUCAUUUGGUGCAUCGGAGACAAUUCUAAGUUGGUGGAUUACGUGAGACGAGGCACCCGACUUUUCCUGAUCACCUUGUCAUGCUGACACUAUUAUGGCUAUAUGAGGGAAAAUGUCCUGCCACACUAGGCACAAAGUAGUGUAUAUUACUAGGUGCCUAUUCCUAGACCCUGUCCUGCUUUGAGUUCGUUUGUAUUUCCCUUGUUUUCCGUACGCCGUGUCGUUAAGCAGUUUCACACAGGACAUUUUAACCCUGUUGCUGGUUCUGGGCGUGUGGCCUGUGGGUGCCGCGCACAAGGGUAAAAGACAUUUUAGCCCAAGUGGAACUUGGGGAUGUGCGCCUCAGAUUGGUUAAUGGGUGUGACAAGUCGGCCAUCACACUUGAGGUCUGGAGUCUGAACGGUAGUGAAGUGAUUUUAAGUUUGCCAAUAAUCAGUGGUAAGCUGCACCGUGCUGUGCUGUCUUUUACCCUUGCAACCAUGUCCCUUUGCUUCUUGGCAUGGUCGCCAUUUAGAUUCUGUCCGGCGAAUGUAACGCUGGGAUAAAACGUUCUUGUCGUUUGUGAUGGAUUUAUGUGUUUGGCACAAGCAACUUGGCCAGGUUAUGGGUACCAGAACUGUCUACUUGUUUCUUCCAUAAUAACAAACUUUGCAGUUCUUUUGUACUCA
Messenger RNA from Zea mays, 2515 nucleotides. Its product is annotated as ATP-dependent RNA helicase dhh1. The record is from RefSeq and is marked validated. The transcript is spliced from 10 exons. NCBI's taxonomy places the organism in Eukaryota, Viridiplantae, Streptophyta, Magnoliopsida, Poales, Poaceae. The coding region runs from base 189 to 1757 and encodes 522 amino acids. Gene Ontology annotation, molecular function: RNA helicase activity; nucleic acid binding; ATP binding.